AUGAGCGGAUACAUUUCAGAUUUACUCUCCUCCCCAAGGGGUCAGCUUGUGACUACGGCUGUGAUCUCUGGCGCCGCCGUUGCCACACUUAUUUUUGGAUUUCAAGCCCUGGAAAGGGAAGAGCGGCUAUCUGCCCUGAAGAAUUCCAUCCCUUCGGUGACUGAUGGGAAGCAUCAUACAACAAAGCUCAACAGCUUCGGAGGCUCAAAUGAAAACGCGGAGGAUAUAGAGGAUGCGCGAAACCUCGCUCUUGCGCAGCGUGCGCAGGCCGGUGAUUUCGACGAAGAGCUCAUUCUAGAACAACUUGCGCGCAAUCAAGUAUUCCUCACCCCCGAGGGCCUAGAUAAGCUACGCAACUCUUUCGUCGUGGUAGUUGGUUGCGGUGGCGUGGGGUCUCACUGCACCGCCUCUCUAGCCAGAUCAGGCGUAUCCAAGCUACGACUCAUUGAUUUCGACCAGGUGACUCUCUCCUCGCUCAACCGUCAUUCUGUUGCGACUCUGGCAGAUGUAGGCACGCCCAAGGUCCACUGUCUGCGGAGGCGGCUGAUGGCCAUCACACCCUGGGUGCACUUUGAUCUGCGACAGCAAAAGUUCGAUGGAGAUGUGGCGAACGAGCUUCUGGGAGCCUGGGAAGACGGACAGAAGCCUGAUUUCAUCAUCGAUGCUAUCGACAAUAUCGACACCAAGGUUGCCCUUCUCAAGUACUGCUACGACAACAAAUUACCGGUCAUAAGCUCCAUGGGCGCGGGCUGCAAAGGCGAUCCUACCAAGAUUAUCAUUGGAGAUAUUGGAAACAGCACCGAUGACGGGCUUUCCAGAGCUACGCGGAGGCGUCUAAAACUACAGGGCAUUACGAAGGGCAUCCCGGUUGUGUAUUCGACAGAGCAAUCCGGCGAAGGCAAGGCAGAACUGCUGCCGCUCGACCAAGCCGAGUUCGAAAAGGGGUCUGUGGGCGAUCUUGGUGUGAUGCCCAACUUUCGCGUGCGGAUCCUCCCCGUGUUGGGCACGAUGCCAGCCAUCUUUGGUAUGACUGUCGCCAACCACGUCAUCCUGAGCGUCACUGGGUACCCCGUCGACUAUGCGCCCGCCAAGGGCCGCGACAAGAUGUACGACGGCAUCGUCAACUACGUGCAGAGCUGCGAGGAGAAGCUGGCGCGGCUAUUCGAGCACGAUCUCGUCGGGCUCCGGUCGCCUAUCACCGUCGGCGAUGUCGCCUUCUUGACGGAGGAGCUAUACCGCGCGCGCAGCGCCAUCACCGGCAUCCCGACGCGCCUCACGCUGAUCCGCUGGCGGCGGCCGGACGCGAUCAAUGUGUCCGUGAUCGGAGGGGGCGAGGAGGGCGGCGAGGAGCAAAAGUGCUCGACAGUGCGGCUGCGUGACCUGGUGUGCAUGACCAAGGAUGAGGCUACGCGGCACGAGAAGCAAAUCUUCAAGGCGGGAGUGCAGCUGGAGAAGCUGUACGACGCGGAAACGAUCGCCAGGGUUGAGAGUAAGAUGGCGCAGGCGGCGGAGUAUGAGAGCUACCGAUGGUGA
Cordyceps fumosorosea ARSEF 2679 is the source of this 1533-nucleotide messenger RNA. RefSeq names its product Molybdenum cofactor biosynthesis, MoeB. Gene Ontology annotation, molecular function: ubiquitin-like modifier activating enzyme activity; tRNA threonylcarbamoyladenosine dehydratase activity. Gene Ontology annotation, biological process: cyclic threonylcarbamoyladenosine biosynthetic process. Lineage: Eukaryota; Fungi; Ascomycota; Sordariomycetes; Hypocreales; Cordycipitaceae. The record is from RefSeq and is a predicted model, not a curated record. Gene Ontology annotation, cellular component: mitochondrial outer membrane. The coding region runs from base 1 to 1533 and encodes 510 amino acids. The transcript has 2 exons.